UAUCCUGAACAUAAAAUCUCAUAAGUAAUACUUAUGACAUGUAAUAAUAGGCAUUCAUGAAAGCAUGGAAUGAAGCAUGUCAUUCUGAUGUACCUGCAACAUUUUUGGUUCCUGAGAACAAGAGAUACCUUCUGAAGCCAGUAAACUUCUAUGGUCCCUGCAAAUCUAUCGUUACAGUGAUGAUCAUGGGGGCAAUCGAAGCUUCAUCGAACCGUUCGGAUUGGGAUGACGACGGUACUACUGCUCACUGGAUCUUAUUCAGCAACAUACAAAAUCUCAUCAUAAGAGGGGGAGGAACAAUCAUCGGCAAUGGUGAAAUAUGGUGGAAGAAUUCAUGCAAGAUCAAUGCAAAGCUUCCUUGUACAGUUGCUCCAACGGCUUUGACAUUUUUUUCAUGCAAUCAACUAAGAGUAGAGAAUCUGAACCUUAUAAAUAGCCAGCAGAUUCAUGUCUCGGUUGAAGAAUGCACUGACGCUAUUAUUUCAAAUGUAAUGAUCACUGCACCAGAAGAAAGUCCAAAUACUGAUGGAAUUCAUGUGAGUAAAACCAGCAAUAUACUUAUAAAAGACUGUGUAAUUAGAACAGGCGAUGACUGCAUAUCAAUUGCUACUGGUUCACAAAAUGUCAGUGUUAUGAGUAUAGUUUGUGGUCCUGGUCAUGGAAUCAGUAUUGGAAGCUUAGGUGCCAAUAAUUCCCUUGCUGAGGUUUCAGAUAUCAUUGUGGAUGAUGUUACAUUGGAAGGUACUACUAAUGGAGUCAGAAUAAAAACCUGGCAGGGAGGCCAAGGUGAUGUAAGGAACAUUGUAUUUCAGAAUAUCAUCAUGCGCAAUGUUUAUAAUCCCAUUAUAAUUGAUCAAAACUACUGUGACUCCCUGGUUCCAUGUUAUGAAGAGAAGUCCGCAGUGUUGAUAAGCGGUGUGAUAUACAUGAACAUCAAGGGAACAAGUGCUUCGAAAGUUGCAGUAAAUUUUAGUUGCAGUAGAACUCUUCCAUGCCAGAACAUAAAGAUGGAAAACAUUAGGUUGGUUGGAGAAGGAGGGCAAUCAACAGAAAGCAUGUGCAGUAAUGUUAUGUUGUCAAAGAGUAAGAUGGUUGUCCCCCAACUAUGUGUCUAAAGCAAAAAUAUCAUUGCAAACAAAGCCAAUAGUAAAAUUUCAGCUAUAAAGAUAAUGUAUAUGUAGAUUUACAAUUAUGUUACGCCCAAAUAAAUGCAUUUUUAUUUCUAUGAUAAUGUUCUACUCUGAUUGGGUGACUUGGCCUGCCCCUCAACCCCUUAUCAUUUUAGUUAGAAUGUAGAAGAUAAACUUCGAACACUUAGAAGUCACAGUCUCUGCUGAUUCACCAUUUAAGUAACAAGUAGUAUAAACUAAAAUGAGAUUUAAGAUAAUAAAACUCCAUCUUAUUCUAAUGCCCCUACUAAAAAAAGAUUAAGUUUAUUAAAUACUUCGUUGGUAAGUUAAAUUGGAGCAUAACAAGCCAUCUAAAGGUAAUAUCUGGUAGACAUUUAUUAGAAUAGCUUCUCAGUAAUUAACCUACAAUCCUACGUCAACUCCUCUCAAAAAAAAAAAGAUUUUGCUG
Dendrobium catenatum is the source of this 1578-nucleotide messenger RNA. RefSeq names its product polygalacturonase-like. The coding region runs from base 57 to 1115 and encodes 352 amino acids. Gene Ontology annotation, molecular function: polygalacturonase activity. Gene Ontology annotation, biological process: pectin catabolic process; fruit dehiscence; anther dehiscence. Lineage: Eukaryota; Viridiplantae; Streptophyta; Magnoliopsida; Asparagales; Orchidaceae. The record is from RefSeq and is a predicted model, not a curated record. The transcript has 8 exons.